AUGACUUCGGAGGCCGCCUCAAAACGCCAAUUUCUGCAUCCGCGGAUUUUGCCUGAAGAUCCGAUGAUUGACGAGAAACUACCACGGUUUCGGCAUCCUACUGUCUACGAUGCAGUUGCAGGCAGGAUAUCAGUCGCCGGAUUCAUUCCCAAGCACAAGGUAGUUGCCUCGACACGCGAUACCGUCUCAUCCUCUGCCAGCGCGAUCUCCCCAGAGGCAGUCUUGUUUCGAAGCAGAAAUGCCCCUACAAGAUAUGCCGAGUCCGACAUAUACUUCGCGAAUGAAAGACAGUCCGUUACGGACCUGCCAGAAUCGGACAUUCUUAAGGCCUUACAUUGCUAUACAUCUGAUUUCUACUCACGAGCUGCCGGGGAUGGGGGCAGUGGUGACUGGAAGAGUCUGGAUGAGACGGCUCUCAUAGCUCUAGGGAUUAUCAUGGAAGAAGCAUCGCUUUCGAGCCUGGGCGAAACGGGUGAUCUUACCUUCACAGAAGGAGAAGAAGUGAUCGACCUUCCACAAGUAAACGAUGGAGAGCAGCGAGCAACAUCCAAGGAGAGACCUUCCAAGAAACGGCGAGUCGAGGCCGCAAGCUGA
Messenger RNA from Drepanopeziza brunnea f. sp. 'multigermtubi' MB_m1, 594 nucleotides. RefSeq lists its product as uncharacterized. Lineage: Eukaryota; Fungi; Ascomycota; Leotiomycetes; Helotiales; Drepanopezizaceae. The record is from RefSeq and is a predicted model, not a curated record. Gene Ontology annotation, molecular function: RNA polymerase I cis-regulatory region sequence-specific DNA binding. Gene Ontology annotation, biological process: nucleolar large rRNA transcription by RNA polymerase I. Gene Ontology annotation, cellular component: RNA polymerase I upstream activating factor complex.